AACAUCAUGUCGUUUGCUGACAUCUUGUUCAAUCAUUUCAAAAGCUUUCACUGUACAAAGUACAAACACUAAUAGAGAGAGAGAGCGAGAGAGAGAGGAAGAGAUUCAGAGGAGGAGGGAGAGCUCCUGGAAUUGUAAGGAAAACCAAGGCUUUGAGAGAGACAUAAUAGAUUAACAGUGAGCUAAAGCUUAGUUUCAUUUCAAGCUUUAAAAAGAGCAUGAAGGGCCAUGAACCAAAGAUGCCAAGAAUGGAGGACAUUCUUAGUCUUCCAGUACAAGAUCCUCCUUGUGCAGAGUUUUCUGCUGCUCAUAUAAAGUGGGAGAAAGUAGAAGGUGGUCGACAAGGUGGCGAUGAUAUUGCCCUAAUCCCUUUUGCUAGAGUGGAUGAUUUUGUAAAAGGAGAAUCUUCAAAUGCAGAAUGUCCUGCUAGCUUUCGAAUUGAGUCUAGAAGGAAGAGAUCUGAAGGGAGCAUCAGCAAACCAAGGGUCGAUGGCUAUCUUGAAUAUACACUAUAUUGGUGUUCAUAUGGUCCUGAAGAUUAUCGAGAUAGUGAGUCCACUAUGGGGGAUGGUUCUCACACCAAACCUGCGACUGGGAAGGGAAGCAGACCCGGGAGGCGUCACAUGAUGAGAGGUUGCCUUUGCCAUUUCACUGUAAAACGCUUAUACACUCGCCCCUUCCUUGCUCUUAUCAUAUAUAAUCAGAGAAAACAUGUAGAUAAAACAGGGGCCCCAUGUCAUGGGAUACUUGAUGUGGAUGCUGUGGGGACAAGAGCUAUGUAUGCUCCAAGGAUUUCAGAAGAAUUGCGCCAGAAAGUGAUGUCGUUGCUAUAUAUUGGAAUAUCUUUGGACAAUAUAAUCCAGCAUCAUGCAGAGGUGGUGCAGGGGCAUGGUGGCCCCCUCAACCGAGAUGAUUUGCUCACUCGGAAUGAUGUUCGCAACAUGGAGAGGAUUGUUCGUAAUUCAUCUUACAAAUUGCAUGCAGAUGAUGAAUUCAGUGUAAAGAUGUGGGUGCAGCGCCACCAGAAGCAUGUUUUUUUCUUCCAAGAUAUGUCAAGCACAGAACCUUUUAUUCUGGGGAUACAGACAGAUUGGCAGCUGCAGCAGAUGAUCCGUUAUGGACAUAGUGGUUCGGUAGCUUCUCAUUCUACAUUUGGCUUGAAGAAACUUAAGUAUCCCCUGUGUACUUUACUGGUUUUUGACUCGUCUCAAAAUGCAAUUCCGGUUGCUUGGAUCGUUGCCUCCUCAUUUGUUACUCAAGAUAUCCACAAAUGGAUUGGCUCUUUGGCUGAAAGAAUCCGAAGCAAGGACCCGAGAUGGAGGCCUAAUGCCUUUUUAGUGGAUGAUCCUUCUUUUGAUAUUUCUUUCAUAAGAGAGGCUUUCCAAUGCCGGUUCCUAUUAUGUGCCUGGCAUGUUCGCCGUGCUUGGAUGAGAAGUCUUUUAAAGAAAUGCUGCAACAUUGAUGUCCAGCGAGAGAUGUUUAAGCACUUGGGUUGGAUUUUGUAUUCUACAAGAAGUGGGCCAAAUGCUGAUAAUGCAGUUGAAGAGUUCAUGCAAGUAUAUGUUGACCAAUGUAUCUUUAUGGAUUAUUUCAAGAGGAGAUGGUUGCCAUUUAUAGAGUUGUGGAUUAAUAGCAUAAGGUCUCUCCCUGUAGCCAGUACGGAGCCCCUGGCUGCAAUUGAAUCCUACCACUUAAGGUUGAAAUCCAAGCUUUUCGAUCAGCAAUAUGCUAAUUCCUAUACAAGAAUUGACUGGUUGAUCCACACUUUGACAACUGAAUUCCACUCCUUAUAUUGGUUAGAUCAAUACAGUGCAGAGACUGGGUAUUUCACAAAUAUAAGGGACAAGUCUUUCUUAACUAAUGCUUGGUAUCAGGCCCUGCUCAUCCCUGAUGUCGAUGUGAUAUUGGAUGAACAAAAUCUACAGCUUGCAAAAGUCAUCUCCCAGACCAAUAGAAGUCUGGCAUAUACAAUUUGGAACCCUGGUUCUGAGUUCGCCCUCUGUGACUGUCCCUGGUCAAGACAGGGAAAUCUCUGUAAGCAUGUCAUCAAGGUGGCAAUUUUAUGUAAAAAUCGACAGGUUGCAAGGCCAUUAUUGGCAUCUCAAGUUUAUCGCCAGGCCUUGCUUACCCUUCUGCAGAACCCCCCCGAUGAUCCUCUGGUUCUUGAGCAUGCGAUUUUGCGUGUUAGCCGCUUGCAACAGGAUAUCAAAGGUUUGGAAGACUUGUCUAAUAAUGGGUUACUCCAGCCAUCACCACCUGAAAUGAACACUCAAGUAGGAGAUAGUCUUCUGCUUUUCCCACACCUUCAUUGAUUGAGCUACUAGAAAGGUGAUAGAGCACUUUUUUUUUCUUUUUUUCCAGCUUGAAAGCUUUUCCAUUUGGCCAAGGUUUUGAAUGAGAACAUGAAGUUAUGUCCUUUGAUCUGCUGGCAAGCUAACUUCAGAACAAGUCAGAACUUGCACCAGCUUGCUUUGACGAGUUCAAAACUUGCAUUCAUGAAACACAGGGUUUUUGCCUGUGAAGGGAAUGUAUUAUGUGGGAUCCAUGGUUGCCUGGUUUUAGUGUUGGAUAUUUACCUGUGAGUUGGCAGAAGAUGGCCUGUGUUGACGCCCUGUUUCAUGGUUUGAUAUAAGCAAAUCUUGCCAGAAAACGUCAGUCUUUGUUCAUCUCCAUUGAAGUGGCCAAGCAAAAUAAAGUGGAGUCAUCUUUAGCUAGAGGUGUUACCCCCAGGAUCAUGUGCUGACGUGGAUAAGAAGUCUAAUCUUAGAUGAAAAGAUCUUAUCAUGGGUAGCUCGAUGAGUUAUUGGCAUGAUCUCCACACCUUUAAGCGUUUUGAGCGACGAACCACCAAAAACCAAAGGCAACAGAAACUUUUGGGAAGAUACAAUUGUAAAACAGAGAAUGCCAUACGCAUCAUUUAAGGGGAACAUCUCCUAGGUUGAUGGAGAAGAUAUGACUGGAGCUAUUGAGAAAUGUAUAUACAGUAGGACCAAAUCUGAGAAGAUUUUAGUGUACCCACAGAAAUCUUCCUUGGUAUCAUUCUUGUCAAUUGUCAUGUUAUGGUAGUUUUUCAUGGUUUUGCUUUCAUCUUAGCUAAUACAACUCAUGUAGUAUAUCUAAAUUUUAAGUGAAAAUGUGCUCCUAUAGCUAGAAACCCAAACCGCAACUUGCAAGUGAUAUAGCGGUGAAAAUAGAAGACUCUGAGGAAGCUUUGAUUAUCAUUGGAUUAGUUUUUACGUUUCAAUGAGUGAACCUGAAAUCUAUUACACUCAUUUGAUUAGCCAAAUUAGCAUGAAAAGAUAUUUGUGUGUAUUAUUUGACUGGAACUGAACCUGAAACUAAAAGGUGGCGACUGGCAAGGUUUUUCUUGCUCCCUUCACCAUAUGGUGAAUCAUGAAUGAGUUCAGAAGUAGAGGGAAGCAGAAACCCCAGGGAGAUGAGGCUGCUGUGUACUGAAAACGUAGGUGACCAGAAGCUAGAAAUAUAAGAACAGAAUAAACAAUGACAUUGAAGUAGACAUCAGAUCUUUCCAUUGGAAAGCACAUAUAAAUAGCUAAGAUGAAUCUCAUACAUGUAAUUACAAUCCCUGCAAACCUACUGUUUCUCUCUACAUCAUUCAUCUUAUUAACUACUCAAAAACAAGCAUGGCAAUUCAAUUAUAAAAAUAUAAGGAAACUUAAUCUUCUUGCACACUUCUUUUCCUUCUGUUCUUUUCUAUCUCCAAAUGUCUUUUAAACUUGAAUUCUGCUACAUGCAAUUAUGUGAAACAAUUCUUGGAUGAUUGCUAUAAAAUGGGUCCGGUCUCAUCCCCUUGUUACCAAGAAUACAAGGCAAGUAAUUGUGAUCUUUCAGGGCUGGUGAAAGGAGAAAUCUCUAAAAAGAAUCAUCAAUUUAGUAGAGCGGUGGAGGUGGUGGAGAUGCGUAAGGUAUGCCACUAAUAGGUGGCAAUGGACCAUUAUACACUGGAGCUGGUGGAGGCGGUGAAUUAUAAACUGGUGGAGGUGGA
Messenger RNA from Populus trichocarpa (black cottonwood), 4006 nucleotides. RefSeq lists its product as uncharacterized. The record is from RefSeq and is a predicted model, not a curated record. Gene Ontology annotation, molecular function: zinc ion binding. The transcript is spliced from 11 exons. Bases 219 to 2312 code for a protein of 697 amino acids. NCBI's taxonomy places the organism in Eukaryota, Viridiplantae, Streptophyta, Magnoliopsida, Malpighiales, Salicaceae.